GUUAAAUCGAUCGAUUAUCGAGCGAUAGGUCGAUAGUUGCAAGUAGAUGAAAUGUAGUCGCCCGAUUAGUGAAAUGUAAUGAAAUGUAACACCCGAUUAUUAGAUUUUCACUUUCGUCACUCAAUAGCUGCAAUCGAUAGAAAUCUAGUAAUCUAGAUGAAUCGGGCGAUACUAGAUUUUUUUUGACGCUUGGGUAUAGCCGAAAAAUGAAAAUGUUUUCGCACACAUUCGUAAAGGAACACUUCUCUCCUACAGAAAAGUUAUCUUAGUCAGAUUGCUUUAAAAUUUUUUCAAAGGAAUAGCCAGAUUUCUUACGAUUUCUGUAAUUUUUUCCUUUUAUGAAUGGAAAAGUUUGGGUAAUUCAGGAGGUUUUUCUUAUAUUGAUCUGAGUUUGAACCGAAACAGGUCAACCAACCGUGACCCGAACCCGACUGUGAGUUGACCCCGAGCCGACCCGACCCGAAUCAAUAUCUUUUACGUUGACUCGAACCCGACCUGUUUCGGCCUCUGAUACACAUUCUUUCUUUAAAGCAAAACCAAUUGUUUCAAUUGGUUAUUUGACUCGAUUGGAAAUGGAUUUGAUCGACAUGAGAUGUGCACCAGACGGAGAAUACAAGUGGAUUUUACAUGUGAAAGAUCACUUUACUAAAUUCUCAUAGGCAUAAUACAUAAUAAUACAUUAACGAAUACAAAUACCCUUGAAUGUGCAAGCUCUCUACCACAGGUGUUUAGUUCAAUUGAUCUACAAUUUGGAGAAAGUAAUCAGUUAAUGUAAGCUGAAAAACAAGACUUUGAAUUUCUUUCUAUUCGUGUUAGGCUCACAAAGUAGUUGCUCGACAAAAUUGACGAAGAUCUAUGACGAUGCUCGACAUAAAGAACAAUAUCAAUUAGGUGAUAUUGUUGGGCUCAAAAUUGAUAAAGUUGAUCAUACGAAUACAACGCCAAGAAUUUUACCAUGUAUAGUGGUGUCUAUCCAAUCAGCGUCGGAUGAUACAGUGUUGUAUAAAGUAUGUACAUUGACAGGAUAUUUUAUUUAUAAAGCUAAAAUCAAUGAUCAAGUUAUUGAAGGCACGUACUUUUGGGAUGUAAAACCAACGACAGAAGGUAGACUCAUUAUUGAACUAGUGUGA
This is a messenger RNA of Didymodactylos carnosus, 1130 nucleotides long. Lineage: Eukaryota; Metazoa; Rotifera; Eurotatoria; Philodinida; Philodinidae. The record is from the annotation of a GenBank genome assembly.